Aspergillus sclerotioniger CBS 115572 is the source of this 1647-nucleotide messenger RNA. RefSeq names its product cystathionine beta-lyase STR3. Gene Ontology annotation, molecular function: pyridoxal phosphate binding. The transcript is spliced from 3 exons. The coding region runs from base 155 to 1456 and encodes 433 amino acids. NCBI's taxonomy places the organism in Eukaryota, Fungi, Ascomycota, Eurotiomycetes, Eurotiales, Aspergillaceae. The record is from RefSeq and is a predicted model, not a curated record. Gene Ontology annotation, cellular component: cytoplasm. Gene Ontology annotation, biological process: transsulfuration; 'de novo' L-methionine biosynthetic process.
UCCCAUCGUUCUUUGGCAAUCCCAUUUUUGUUCAGCCAUUGUCUUUGCUUUAAGCUUCGAUUCUAUCUGCUCUCACGUCCUGUGGUGUCCAUCGCCUCUCCCUGACCCUUUCCAUCGCCUCUUACCAUCCCCCCGCUGUUCCGUCCCCGCAGCGAUGUCGGCCUCAGGAUCCGGCAAUGAUGCCGCGGUGAAGAAGGCCUUUCCUCGUGUCGACCUCGAAGGACACGAUCUUCCUCCAUCCCCCGCUCCCUCUAGCCCUCAUGCUGGUAGACGCUACAACAUUGCCACUGAGCUAGUCUAUACGGAAGGAAAUGAUCAGUACAAUGCCAGCAGCGUUCCGAUCUAUCAGAGCGCUACGUUCAAACAGACUUCCGGUGGCGGAGGCGGCGAAUAUGACUACACUCGCUCUGGAAACCCUACCCGGACGCACCUUGAGCGACACCUCGCCAAGAUCAUGUCAGCCCAGCGGGCUCUAGUGGUGUCCUCCGGUAUGGCUGCUUUGGACGUGAUUUCCCGCCUUCUUCGUCCUGGUGAUGAAGUGGUGACUGGCGACGACCUCUACGGUGGCACGAAUCGCCUCCUGAAGUAUUUGUCCACGAACGGCGGCAUCAUCGUUCAUCAUGUCGAUACUACAGUUCCCGAGAAAGUGCGCGAGAUUCUCACCUCAAAGACAGCCAUGGUCUUGCUCGAGACGCCGACCAACCCACUCAUCAAGAUCGUGGAUAUUCCCCAGAUUGCCGCGGCUGCCCACGAAGCGAACCCCAAUUGCGUUGUGUCUGUCGACAACACCAUGAUGUCUCCUCUUCUGCUCAACCCUCUCGAGCUCGGUGCUGAUGUUGUGUACGAGAGUGGUACCAAGUACCUUUCCGGUCAUCACGAUCUCAUGGCGGGUGUGAUUGCAGUUAACGACAUGGCUCUCGGCGAGCGGUUGUACUUCACAAUCAACGCUUCCGGCUGCGGUCUGUCGCCCUUCGACUCAUGGCUGUUGCUGCGUGGUGUGAAGACCCUCAAGGUUCGGAUGGACCAACAGCAGACCAACGCACAGCGCAUUGCCGAGUUUCUUGAAAACCACGGCUUCAAGGUGCGGUACCCUGGUCUGCGGUCGCACCCACAAUAUGAGCUCCACCACUCCAUGGCCCGGGGCUCGGGAGCCGUGCUUUCGUUCGAGACAGGGGAUGUGGGAGUGAGCGAGCGCAUUGUCGAGAGCGCCAAGCUGUGGGCUAUCAGUGUGAGCUUUGGUUGUGUCAACAGCUUGAUCAGUAUGCCGUGCCGGAUGAGCCAUGCCAGCAUUGACGAGAAGACGAGACGGGAGCGUGCGAUGCCCGAGGAUCUUAUUAGGCUGUGUGUGGGUAUUGAAGAUGCGGAUGAUCUCAUUGAUGACUUGCAGCGGGCGCUGGUACAAGCUGGGUCUGUCAAUGUCACGCUGGACGAUUUCCAGGCGAACUCGGCCAACUAAGCUACGUAUGGUAUUUAUAUCUAUACUCUCUCUGUAAUUGAGGCAUUGAGUGAAUGCUGAGGUCAUGAUUAAAAGAGACGAUUAUCAUUUGGCGUUUGGGAGCAUUUAUCUAUCAUGUGUGUAAAAAUCGGGAAUGAAACGUUAGAAUCCAACAAUUAGCCGACGCGCGAGUUGGUAUUAUUUGGUAGAAG